Prorocentrum cordatum is the source of this 1905-nucleotide messenger RNA. The record is from the annotation of a GenBank genome assembly. Lineage: Eukaryota; Dinophyceae; Prorocentrales; Prorocentraceae.
GUUCUUUUUGGUAGCACGAUGGUCUCCCAUAUGUUCGCUCGUAUGGUCUCCCGUAUGACCUUGGCAUGUGCUGUGCAGUUUAGUUAUGUUGUUUAGGUUCUUCAGCCGCAACGGUGCAAUGUCGGAUGCAUAUUUAUAUGAUCGUCAGGUGCCCGAGGCCCAUACGAGGCGCGAAUCGAGGCACCCUCGCACUGCGGAUCAAUGUGGCCGCGUCGCGGUUGCCCAUAUAUGCCACGACGAUGUUCGGAAUACGAAGAGCUCACAAUUGUGUUGGCCAGUUGGUCACAACGCCUCAGCUUUCCGCAGGGUGCCGAGCAUCGGAGCAAUAUCCAGUAUUUAGCAGGUCACGAAUCAGAAGUUGGGAGGUUGAGAAUAAACUUAAUACCAUGUACAUGGGUUCUCUUGCAUUCACGACCCGUUCUUCGUGGCAACAUGAAUUCGAUUUAUGCCCGAAGCUCUAAACAUGUACGAAGUGAUAAUGAUGAUGAAUGUGAUCAUAUUGUCAUGUCCCGCUGCCAACGCAAGACACUGCGGCAUGCACCGGCGUGGACAGUCUCUCUUUCCGAGCCCAUUGCCAGCCAGACAGACCCGCUUUACCACCCCACACGAUCAGGUAGGGUCUCGGCGUUUGCAAAAACAUAUUCGAGCGUGAGGCGCAUAUUUGAUCGCGUUCUUAAGCAUAUAUGCUCAUUGCUUGAAUGGUUCAAUAGCUUGGUCGGUUGAGGAUCGGCCAUUUCUCGGAUGCUCGCGCGCAGUUCGUUGGCCAUUGCGUCAUUCCGAUUGUUUGGUUUAUUUCCCUCCUGGUUAUCUUCAUCCGUCCUCCCUCCACCCUUGCUUUACUCCCGUGUUCCCCCGUCCAGCCUCAUCCUUUUGUCUGUGUUUGGUCACGACUGGCCGCCUUUACAGGCGUUCAAGCUGACCAUCCGCGAUGCAUUCAAGGCCCUCGCGUUGGAGCACCACCCCGACAAGGGCGGCGAUCCGGAGAAAUUCAAGGCCAUCCGCGCGUCCUGCGGCGCCCUCCUCGCCGCGUCAGCCGCCGCGCGGCCGGCGCCGCCCGCGCCGGUGCGCCCGGCGAGUUGCACGGGCGACGCUUCGCCAAAGGCGCAGACCGCGCGGAGCGAGCCGCCCGCGCGGCGCCGAGGCGGCGGCGGGGCAGCGGCGGGCUCCGCGGCCGCGGCGCCGCCCAGGGGGGAGGAGCAGCGGGAGGCGCCUCCCGCGGCCAACCCGCAGCUGGCCGAGCCGCGGCCCGCCGCGGAGCCCACGGCGGGCCAGUUUUAUUUGGCGGCCUGCGGCGGCAGGCGCGGCGUCGUGGAGGUGAAGUCCAUCGACUCGGCCAGCGGGUCGAUGUCGGUCCAGUGGUACGCCCCGUACCGCAACCCGAGGGUUGGCGGCGAGGCGUGCCUCCGCAGGGCCGCGCGGGGGGCGGAGGCGCAGGUGCAGCCCAGCUCCAUCGGGCGUCCUCCUGUCUGUCGCACGGACCGCUUGCGCUCGACCGGGCCAAGCGGCUGCCGCAGGGCGUCGCCGCAGCGCUCGCGCAGGGCCGCGCCCGCUGCCAGGGCGGCGGCGCCUCCACGCUGCGGGAGGCGCAGGCCGCGACCCGCAAGAGGCCCGCCGCCGCUGCGGGGGGAGCCUCCGCCGGCGCCGCUCCAGCGAGGCGGCGGGCUGCCGCGGCGGCCGAGGCGCCCAGGUGCGUCUCGAAACGCCGGCGGGUCGACAAGAGCGACCUGGCGGCGCCCACCGAAAUCCCUCCGCACGAGCUCACCCUGAAUCAGCUUGCCCAGCUGAUCUGGAGGUUCGCUUUCUACUGAAGCGCGCGCGGCGGGGGCGCCGGGGAGGGAACGUGAUGUCUCAGAGGAGGCAGGGAUUUACCGAUGCCACUGUUCGUCCUGGAGAGCCGUCGUCGAC